AGAGAGUACCAUUUACUACGAGCGCUCCACAACUAAUGCGUGCGCAUUUACGCGCUUUGAAGCAGAUGGUACCUGAGCUCCUAAGACAGGUUAGCGGGACGAUGCGUCUAAACAGUUCGCAACAGCGCUGUGAUGAAGAAAAACAAGGCAACCCAAAAGUUUAGUUCAGUCAGAAGGUAGUUAUAGCAGGAGGACUCCGCGGAGAUCAUGUUGUGAGUCCGAGGAGCGGAGCGGGAUGAAGUCGGUGAGACGGGGCACGCGCUUCUGCUGCUGCGGGCUCGCGCUCCUCGCGCUCCUUGCGCUGCUGUGGCUCGCGCAGCUCCUGCAGCUCACAGAGAUCAAGUCUUCGUCGCCAGAAACAGACUUUCCCAGACGUAGGGUCCUGCAGUAUGGCGUCGAAAAUCAAACCCUUGACACUACAAGAGCAGCAAUUCAUGAGUUCCCUGAGGACAUCUUCAACAAAGAGCAGCGCAAGAGAGGAGCUGUACUGCUGCACGUGCUCUGUGCCGUCUAUAUGCUCUACGCGCUGGCUAUCGUUUGUGAUGAUUAUUUUGUCCCGUCGCUGGAGAAGAUCUCAGAGAACCUGGAGCUGAGUGAAGAUGUGGCCGGGGCAACUUUCAUGGCUGCAGGAAGUUCAGCUCCAGAAUUAUUUACUUCUUUAAUUGGGGUGUUCAUCACACAAGGAGAUGUUGGCGUUGGCACCAUUGUUGGGUCGGCGGUCUUCAACAUACUUGCAAUCAUUGGAGUGUGUGGUAUCUUUGCUCGUCAGGCGGUGGCCUUGACCUGGUGGUCUCUGUUCAGAGACUCGUUGUACUACAUCUUCUCAGUGCUGGCUUUGAUUUUGGUUAUCUAUGAUGAAAGAGUUGUAUGGUGGGAAUCUAUGCUUCUGAUCUCCAUGUAUGGAGUCUACAUCCUUAUCAUGAAGUUUAACAGUAAGAUUGCUAGCUUUGUUCAGAGAUCAUGUGGCAGUCCAGGCCAAUGUUGUGUAAGGAGACAAACGUCCAGAGAUAAAGAAGCUGAUGAAGCGGGAACAAACGGCAACACCUCCAUGGUGCUGUUAAGGAAAGGACAGCAGUCUCCAGUAGUGAUGGUGGAUGAGCUGCUCAUCUUAAGGCCACACCAGCUCUCGUUCCCAGAGGCUGGACUGCGUGUCAUGAUCUCACCACAUUUCUCUCCACGCACCCGUCUCUCUAUGGCCGGACGCAUGCUCAUCAGUGAGAGACAGAGACUGCUCCGGGAGGAUAAGAUGAGCAGGACCUCGGUGAACACAUGCGGUUCUAGAGCGAUAGUAAACGGAGGAAGUGUUGAAGCACAGCAGACACCUGAGGACACACAAAUAAUGGAUGGGAAGAAAGGAGUGAAGAUGGAGGUGGAAGACUCUCAGCCUAAAAAAGCAGAUGAGGACCGGGACCAAAUGUUCACACCUUUCCAUUUUCCUGCGGGCUACAGUGCGCGUCUGAAGUGGCUUGUGUCCUGGCCGCUGGCUGUUCUGCUGUAUUACACAGUGCCUAACUGUGUUUCGCCGCGUUGGCAUCGCUGGUUCAUGAUCACCUUCAUUGCUUCAACCUUUUGGAUUGCUAUUUUUUCCUACCUCAUGGUGUGGAUGGUCACCAUCAUCAGCUACACACUUGAUAUUCCUGAUUACAUCAUGGGAAUCACUUUCCUGGCUGCUGGCACUAGUGUACCCGACUGCAUGGCCAGCCUCAUCGUCGCCCGCCAAGGAAUGGGGGACAUGGCUGUGUCGAACUCCAUAGGCAGUAAUAUCUUUGACAUCCUGCUGGGACUGGGCUUCCCCUGGGCUCUGAGGACACUAGUAGUAGAUCAUGGAUCCGCAAUAUUCAUCAAUAAUAAAGGCCUGGUCUAUUCUGUCAUCCUGCUGCUCGCAUCAGUCUUCCUCACGGUCCUGAGUGUGCAUCUGAACGGCUGGAAGCUGGAUCGGAGACUAGGUCUUGGUCUCAUGCUUCUUUACUCCAUCUUUCUGCUCUGCUCCAUCCUCUUCGGUCAGCUCUAGAGGUGCCACGCUCUUCAGGGCGUUCUUGUUUCAGUUUUAUUAUAAUAGUGCUUUUACAGUAGAUCAGGUACUAAAUCCUGGCUGAUUUCACGUCUGCGUACGGUGUAGCAGCUCUACAGAAGCAAAACCUCAGAAUGGUUUUCAAGAUCCAGUCAGACAAACAGCAAGAACGAAUAAGGUUUUUGAAUGACUAAUUGAGAAGGUGUACGGUAUAAUAUAAAGUUUUUCUGUCUUCAGUCGACUCAGGAUGCUGAUGACUUACAAGAACACUGAAGGAUUACAGUCAGAAACAGUUUAAUUGCUUAUGACUUCAGUAAAUCUUCUCGCAUGUUUUAACCUUGUGAAAAAUAAGUACAUUUCAGUACACUUUCAAAAAAGAGUACUUAUUAUGGAACUAAGAUACUUUAAUAUACUUAAGUGUGAACUGAAUGUAAUGUUUUUGGACACUUAUUUGAAUGUUAUUUGCAAUUAUUGAAACUGUGUUGUAGUUUACAUUUAUUUCAAAUGCAACUAGCUGAACUUUAGAGUGUUUUUGACCUGUGUAAGUAUUACUUAAGCACAUCUUUAUAUGUAAUUUCAGAAUUAUGUCUGUUAUCUUUAAAAUUUGGUUGAAGUGUGAAGUAUUUAAAUAUAUUUGUAAUUACACAUUUAUAAUGAUGAAGUUGCAGUUUAGUACAUUGAAUAGAUAUAUAUAUGUAUUAAUUUUAAAUGCAAUGUUUAAUAACCUUAAGUUAAAAAUUAUAAUCAAGUACUUUACAUACACACUAAUAUGUUAGUCAACAGAUCAGAAUAAGGGUACUUCUUUAAAAUACCACAAAAUAUUUGAAAAUGUGCUGCAAAUUUCUUCCUUGGACCAUCCAAGGAAGAUGAGUUUGUUUCUUCAUCAGAUUUGUAGCAUUGCAUCACUUGUUUAUCAAUGGAUGCUGUGCAGUGAAUG
Carassius auratus (goldfish) is the source of this 2948-nucleotide messenger RNA. RefSeq names its product sodium/potassium/calcium exchanger 3. Gene Ontology annotation, cellular component: plasma membrane. The record is from RefSeq and is a predicted model, not a curated record. The transcript is spliced from 17 exons. Bases 236 to 2011 code for a protein of 591 amino acids. Gene Ontology annotation, molecular function: calcium, potassium:sodium antiporter activity; calcium channel activity. Gene Ontology annotation, biological process: intracellular calcium ion homeostasis; calcium ion transmembrane transport. NCBI's taxonomy places the organism in Eukaryota, Metazoa, Chordata, Actinopteri, Cypriniformes, Cyprinidae.